This is a messenger RNA of Seminavis robusta, 660 nucleotides long. NCBI's taxonomy places the organism in Eukaryota, Bacillariophyta, Bacillariophyceae, Naviculales, Naviculaceae. The record is from the annotation of a GenBank genome assembly.
AUGAAAUGGUGUAUAAUCCUCGUCCUGCUGGACGAAUUGCGUUUUAUUGCAUCUCAGACGCAGAGAAAGGAGGAGAGACACUGCGGAGGAGAGACACUGCUGGCCUACAAUCGCGAUCACAGCAAGAAUAUAUCUCCCAAAUUACAGCAAUUCGUCAAGGACCACGGUGGCAUACUACAUCGCCGCGAAUAUCGUUCAAAACAUACUAUUAUCGAGAGAGGCAACAACCAAGAAGGAUCGUCUUCUCAGUUUGAUCCCAUGACUUGGCAAGACAAAACCAAAGCCACCACUCGUGAAGAAGCCAUUCAAUACUUUAAACGUUUGGGGUGCGAUCCGGUGUAUUUUGAUCCGAAUGACACGCUGAUUGCUGAAAACAUGCAAAGUGGCUUUAACGAACAAGGGGAUUGGUUCAAUAACUUGUAUCCCAUUGUCGAUUCAUUGCCGGGCAAGUGGCCUUUGGGCGGUCUGGCGGAUGGUGCCUACAUACCACGGGAAAUGAUUGAACGCUUGCAGAUCGAUGUUUGGAAAGCAGUAAAAGUAUUGAGACUUCGACCAGGUGAUUGGCUAGUUUUGAACAACCGCUCGGUGCAGCACGGUCGAUUGCCCUUUGAAGAAUCAGCGCACCAAAAGAGACUCAUAUUGACCGUGUACACGGAGUAG